CAGAAGUAAACACUAGGAAUGGACAUGCACAUAAGCAUUUUCAAUAUCCUAACCAAGAAAAAGAAUCUUCAAUUUGAAAAGCUGUAAAGAAACUUGGAUAAUCAAUAGAACUGAAGGAAGGAAACGAAAGCACACAAUGACUAAAAAGUAUUUUUUGUUACAAUUUAAUGACUUAUCUGAACCAAAAAUAGUUUCCUUCUCCCUUAGUGUUAUUCCAAUAUGGCAACAAUGAAGAUUUUCUGCGCGCAAACGCAUUCGGUUGGUAGGUGAGUGUUUUUUUACAUUGCCAAAAAUGAUAUGGAAAUGUCAGAAUUUUUUUAAAAUUGCCAAAAAAGGUUAGAUGGAAUGCGAUUUAAGCAAGUCUCGAUACAAUUCAAUACGUCAACAUCGUAAAUUAACUUCGAUAUGAGUAAAAAUUGAAGAAGUUCCUUUCAAGAAGGAGAUUUUCCAUUUGCCAUUUCCUUAACCUGCAGCUUUUUUGGUAAUCAAAGAAAAAAUUGUUUGAUACAUUUUUUUGCUACUGAAUACGCCUAAUUAGAAAAAAUGGCAGUAGAAUCACAGAUGAUGGCAAAUCCUAAUUUGAAUUUUAUUCCUGAUGCCGUGUUUUUGGACAUUUUUUCUCAGCCUAGUUAUACAAUUGGUCAAUAUAAGAAGCCAGAUCAUGAGGAUUUGAAUAUGUUGAACAAUAAUAUGAAUAAAUCCGAAGUGAAGCUGGGCACAGUGGAUGUUAUUAAUCAAAAUUUGUUGAAUCUUCGCAUAAUGCCUCCGCCACCCCAUAAAAUGGUCAAUUAUAACAAUAACAACAAUACGGUUAAGCGAUACCAGCCCAGAGAUAAUACAAGAUCAAGAGAUAACUAUAGGCCUAUUUCUCCUAAGGGAUAUGACAGUGAUGAGAGCUGUACAUCUUAUUCUUCAAGAGGAACGCCGACAGACAAUCGUUUAAAAUAUUAUAACACUUCAAGAUGCGGAGUGAACAAGCUGAACGACCAAAAUGUAGUGUUUGGCAAAUAUAGCCAAAGUACACCUAAUGUAUAUCAUACUAAUGUUCAAUACACAUCCAAUAUUCAAAAUGGUACCCAUAACAAUGGACACUACAACAAAACUAGGAGCUAUACAAAUAGCAAUGGUACAACAAAUGCUAGUACAAACGGACGUCAAAAACACAACGUACACCAUAAAAAUAGCAUGGAUUCCAUGAUAAAGCGUGCCCACGGAUUGGUGGAGAGAUUCAGGUCCAAAUCGAAUCUCAUGAGAAUCGACCCAAAUCCGCCUGGGUUGUUGAACGGUGGGCCGUGGGACCAACUGAAUCAGACUGUUUGGGAUGUAUUCACUAGCAAGGCUCAAAAAGAAGAUACAUACGAGAGUAAAAUAAGUCUAUGGAAAAAUAUUUUUUUAAAUAUUAGGAAAUGUUUGAGUAGUUACGGUUUAUUCAUGGUGGGAUCAACCAUGUCGGGUUUUGGGUUGGAGAGUAGUGAUAUAGACAUGUGUCUACUAACCAAACCAUGUACAAAUGAUCCUAGACAUGAUGCACUUCAACACUUGGAGUCAAUAAAAAAUCUACUUCUGAAAAAUGAACUGACCGACGUUGAUCCUGAACUGAUUUACGCCAAAGUACCAAUACUUAAAUUCAAAGAUAAAGAUACUGGAUUCGAAAUAGAUCUGAACUGUAACAACUCGGUGGGAAUUCGGAAUACCCGCCUUUUGUAUUGUUAUGCUAGAUUAGAUUGGAGGGUACGCCCUAUAGUAAUAAUGGUGAAACUUUGGGCCCAAGCAAACAACAUCAAUGACGCAAAAAACAUGACAGUUUCUAGUUACUCGUGGGCGUUGAUGGUCAUACAUUAUCUGCAGUGCGGAGUAACACCACCCGUUCUGCCUUGUCUCCACGGAUUAAUUCCAGAAAAGUUCUCGGAUCACGAAAGCCAUUCUAUGGAUGUCCAAGAGGAAAUAUCCAGUAUCAGAGACUUCAAAUCGGACAAUAUCAUGAGUUUAGGGGAACUUUUGAUAGGCUUCUUCCAGUAUUACUCCUUAUAUAAUUUCCAGCAGUAUGCCAUAUCUGUCCGAACGGGCUCCAGUCUUCCAAUUGACGAGUGCCGUUACUUGAAAGCACCCAAAAAUGAUCCCCAUCAGUGGAAGUACUUAUGCAUAGAAGAACCUUUCGAUUUAACCAACACAGCACGAUCUGUUUUCGAUCUGGAGAGUUUCAAACUCAUAAAAACCAUCAUCACUUUGUCCUACGAAGAAUUGGCGACUUCAAAAAUGCUGAACAAUAUUCUGCCGGUGAGUUUGAAGCACGAGAUAAGAUGAUAUAAUGAUGACAGCUUUGGGGAAAACGUCUAAUUAUAGGUAAUGAACAAAUGAUUACAUUCCAGAAAAAUGUUUUUGGACAUAUAUAUAUAUAUAUAAAGACAUGUUUUUAUAUACAGUUUAUUACAAAUGGUGGUAGAUAUUUUUUUAUUGAUAAUAUUUUGAACAAAUUUCUGUCUAGGGGAAGGAGAAACUUUUGCGCUAAAUAUUAUGCAAGCUCUAUUUUGUGUUUGUUUUCUUGUGUUGAUACUGACCAUGGCAGUUUUCGGCAACACCGGGACUAGUAAUCGUUUUUCACAUAUUCUGUUUUUUUAAAUUCAUUUUGUUCAAAUACGUGCAAUACAUUUUUUUACAGACUUUAUGAGAAACUUUAUAUUUACUGUUCCAACCAUGGUAUAUAGGUUGUGCCAUCGUUUCACUGUCGCUAUUUUAUCUUUACACUGCCAGAAAUUUAUAGUCUUUAGUAGUGACGAGUCCUAUUUCGACAUUUGAGUCCUAUACUUUCCAGCAAAUUAUUUUAUAUACCUCAAAGAAUGUAGUUUAUAUGAUUGUUUGCUUUGAAGUCAACUUUGCUUUUUUAUUCUAUGCUCUUAUUGGAUAACAGCAAACUUAAAAGUUUAGGCUGAAAGUUUUUCAUGAAAUUGCCAUCGUCAAUUCAUCAUGAAAUGCUUAUCGGUUACCACAUUGAUUUGAAAGUGUAGUUGAGUAAACCCCUGUAUGUAUAUAUGAAUUUCAUAAACAGAAUCGGAUGUGCCAUAUAUUCAAGUAUGGUAAGUUUUCCUUCAACUUUGAAAUAGUGACGUUAUUUAAUUAUUUAUUGAAAAAAACCCCAAAGCUUUUCAACGAGUUUCCUUGUGUUGCCUAAUCGAAAGAAAAUCAUGAUGCUCAUUAUGGUCUGAUAUUUAUUUUAAUAUGUAAAUUAUAAACAACAAAAAAAUUAAUAAAGCAAAAAAACGUUUGUGUCGAAACAUUUAUAAAAACUCGACACAGACAAAAAAACAGUAUUAGUUAUUAUUCUUGUUUGUGAAUGUUGAUUAUUUUUCUUAUGUGAGAGCGUUACGCUUAGAUUUUGCGGGCACUUUGCUUGCGAAAAAUUGCAAAUGAUACAUAUCAAUUAACGGGUGUGACCUCCCAAAUUAAUAAUUAAGCAACGAUUUCAAAGAUAUAUAUGUAUAUUAAUAUUAAGGUUCAUUGUUUUCGUUAAAUGUUGAGAUUGUAUUUAUAACGUUGCUUGAUUUCUGUAGCAUAAUUUUUUGAUGUUUCCAAAUAUAUUGGUGUAAAUAUUCUGUGAAUAAAUUACCCUCUCACAAAUAGGACAUCCAAACUUUAUUGCUCUUCAAUAAAAAACGUGAAAUCGAUAUCGCUUUAUUGAAGAUAAUCCUCUAUCAUUUAUUUAUACACCUAAACUAGCAUAGUGGAGAGGGUAUGUUUCCAAAGAUAUUAUUUGUGAUUGAUAUACAUUUGAUCUCAAAAUGGUUAUGGGAUAGUUUUUGUUGCUUCAGGGCUAUAUAUAUUAUUUCUGUUGCCAUUUGUCGAUACCAAAACUAAAACACUACCCUGAAAUUUUAGUCACAAUGUGCCAAAACUUAUUUCUUAGGGAAGCAACAGUUGAAUGUCGUGUCAUUGAACUUUGAGUAUUAUUUUUGAGCUCUCGGAAAAUGUAUUACAGCGUUGCCUUAAAGUUUUAAAGAUUUUGUUACCUUGAGAAUACUACAAUUUCGACCUUUUUUAUAGUGUUGAUGUAUUUCCGUUAGCUCAAAAAUAACGUAUUACUUUGCCAUCAACAAAUUAUUACCGAGAUUUGUUGAUACACUGAAGAUUGUAUGAAUAUUGAGUUCUGCAUUCUGUUGAAUUUAUUUGGAGGUUGUCAGAUACCGAACUGUAUUGUAUUCCUCAAAUUGCCAUGUAUAUUCCUCUAGUUUCUUUUUGUUUUGUGCUGAUCAGUUACAUGGUCCAGGAACUACAGAAGUAUUCAAAGCUAUUAGUGUACGUGAUUCUCAAGAGGUUACAAGUUGAUACACGUUCAGGUUAUGAUGCACUGAGCAGAAGUGUCAGAACUCAAUGUUUGUUUAUUUUGUAAAUGAAGGUUUUGGAUUACUUCAAAGACUUCAUAACUCUGUAGUUCUAAUUCUAAAUCUACUAAAAAUUUAUUAGACAAUAUUUGAAGUCGGAUACAAUAAUUGUAAACAAUAAUCUCUUGUAUAACUUGGAAUAUAUCACCUGUAACACUUUUUGUUGUUCUGGUGAUAUAUAUUUCUUCCAGUGCUGAUGUCGAAAAUUCAGAAUCAUUAUUGGAAAGAAUAUAUCUCUAGUGUUUCUAUUAAUUGAUAGGGUAAAGUGAAAAUGUUACUUUUUUGUAAAGCUUGAGGAGUUUUUUUUUGUUCAACUCCUUCAGCUAGAUUAAGAGAUUGUAUCAAUUUAUUCAAUAAAGAGGAAAUAAAUCAAA
This is a messenger RNA of Leptinotarsa decemlineata (Colorado potato beetle), 4750 nucleotides long. Its product is annotated as poly(A) RNA polymerase gld-2 homolog A. Gene Ontology annotation, molecular function: poly(A) RNA polymerase activity. Gene Ontology annotation, biological process: RNA 3'-end processing. The record is from RefSeq and is a predicted model, not a curated record. Lineage: Eukaryota; Metazoa; Arthropoda; Insecta; Coleoptera; Chrysomelidae.